UACUGUUUUCCUAGAAAACGAGCCUACUGCAAGCUCACUCCGCUCGACAUUGAGUAGAAUAAUGGCUUCAAAAGAGGGCGACGACUUUCAAAAUGCGGUACAGAACGAUGGUAUGGCUGAAAAGAAAGACACCACCUUGUCAUCCACUCCCGCAGCCGACGCUCGCUACCGCUUUGACGCGGAUCGAUUGCAGACGCUCCAAUCCGCCGCUCCCUGGAUGAAAGAUCCCAGAUAUUUUCAAAAGGUCACGCUCUCUCCUUCAGCAAUCAUGAAAAUCAUGAUGCAUUGUCAGUCUGGUGUGCAAAAAGGCAUCGCGAAAGGAGGCAAUCCCAUCGAAGUCAUGGGGAUGUUGCUUGGACGUCCCGACCCGGACACUCCACGCACGUUAGUCAUUACGGACGCGUUUCCUUUGCCAAUUGAAGGAUUUGAAACUCGGGUGAUUGCGGACGACGAGAACGUCGUCAACCACAUGAUUGCAUUGGGGGAAUCUUUGGAGCGAACACGCAAAGAGAAAUUCAUGGGCUGGUAUCAUUCGCAUCCGUUUGAUCUUGGCGAUCAUUCGCACUGUUUUUUGUCCCAGACAGAUCUUAGUACACAGUUGCAAUGGCAGCGAGCAGAAGAUCCGCACGGCAACCCGUUCGUCGCCAUCGUGGUAGAUCCUCUGAGAUCGCACAACUUGGAAACGCCCGAACUCAAAGCGUUUCGGGCCUACCCACCAGAGUAUGUUUCACCAGCCUUGAACGAAUGCCCGGAUGGAUCGGUAGAGUCGUCGGAACAAACACGGCUGGAGCAUUGGGGCUCGUGUUGGAACCGGUACUACGAGCUAUCUGUCGAGUAUUACAUGUCCUCGACCUCACGCAACGUUUUACAACAGCUGACGCAAGAUUAUUUGUGGAUCCGCACACUAUCUCGGAAAUCAGAAAGCUCAGUCACACAGAGACUGUGCGGCUGCGUGAAGCCUUUCCAAAGUGCAUCUUUAACUGCGGCGUCCGUUGUGUCCGGAGGACGGGGAACCGGCUUAGGUCCUGGAGGUUCGACAUCCGCUUCCGUUUCGUCGGGGAUUGAUGCGCAGACGAAAGAAUGGCAGAAGGCCGUUUCAAACUUGGCUGAUAUUGCGUCGGAAGAUAUGGGUGAGCAAGCUUUGCAGUCCACCAAAGAGCAAGUCUUUGCUUAA
Molecule: messenger RNA, 1174 nt
Organism: Phaeodactylum tricornutum CCAP 1055/1
Lineage: Eukaryota; Bacillariophyta; Bacillariophyceae; Surirellales; Neidiaceae
Gene: CSN5
Product: COP9 SigNalosome subunit 5
Exons: 1
Coding region: 62-1174 (370 amino acids)
Biological process (GO): protein deneddylation
Cellular component (GO): cytoplasm; COP9 signalosome
Molecular function (GO): protein binding; metallopeptidase activity; deNEDDylase activity
Source: RefSeq, a predicted model, not a curated record